AUGGAACUCGGACCAAAUAAUUCCAUCCUUGCCAACUCGUUACCUUGUGGAGUCGUAAAAUGUGGCACAGACGACGAGGGCCACGAGGCAUAUGUGGCACGUGUCAGUAAAGGCUCGGAACUUCUACCGGCGAGCUAUAUUCCUGAUAAGAAAGCCGCCUGGACAUGCUAUGGCUCCGGAGCUUAUUGGCUUACGGAGUACGUCGAAGUACUCGUACUGGACGACUGUGAUAUUAAAUGGGUGCGUGGUGAGGAUGGUAGCUAUCCGCCGGAUGCCAUCCCAACUGGAUUCUCUGAUGACGGGGAAGUAACCUACACGGGACGUGCCACUUUCCGAGGUUUACUAAAAAUUGGAAUAGUGCAUCCAUCAGAGGAGACGAUGUUCAUCGCCCAUCAGCAAAGAGCAAGAUGCAUCCGCUGUUAUGACGUGCUGGUGAUGACUCCCCGGGAACCUGUGGAUCGUUAA
Drosophila ananassae is the source of this 465-nucleotide messenger RNA. RefSeq lists its product as uncharacterized. Bases 1 to 465 code for a protein of 154 amino acids. The transcript has a single exon. The record is from RefSeq and is a predicted model, not a curated record. NCBI's taxonomy places the organism in Eukaryota, Metazoa, Arthropoda, Insecta, Diptera, Drosophilidae.